This is a messenger RNA of Paramacrobiotus metropolitanus, 4080 nucleotides long. RefSeq names its product membrane-associated protein Hem-like. Gene Ontology annotation, cellular component: SCAR complex. Gene Ontology annotation, biological process: cell migration; neuron projection morphogenesis; cell morphogenesis. The transcript is spliced from 24 exons. Bases 340 to 3789 code for a protein of 1149 amino acids. The record is from RefSeq and is a predicted model, not a curated record. NCBI's taxonomy places the organism in Eukaryota, Metazoa, Tardigrada, Eutardigrada, Parachela, Macrobiotidae.
GGAGUUUACAGGCCGCAUGUUUGUUUAGAUUUUUGGAUCAUAGUGCGAUGGCUAAGCAGUGACUAAUAAUAAUAUUAUGUCUUCUACGCCUGUGAGCGACACUCGAAAUUAUAUCAAAUAAAUUAUUCGUACCGUUUAUUUAUGAGAAAAUAAGAGUUUUAAUUAAUGCGUUGUCUUUUUCUGAUAAUUGCUAGCGGAGAACGUUGUUGUAGUGAUAACAUUCUUGGAUGACUGUCGUGCGUGACGAGAUUUAGAAUGUAAGCUGAUCUUGUGCUGAAGUACGCCAUUGCGUUGUGAAUUUGUUUUGCUCUUCUAAAUCUUCCCACUCAUUGUCUCAACAUGGCGCGGUCUCUGAUGCCUGGAUAUCAAAAAUUGGCAGAGAAGUUGAUCAUCUUGAAUGAUCGGGCUCAGGGGAUGUUGACAAGAUUAUACAACAUUCGUAAGGCCUGCAUCGAUCCAGAAUCCAAGCCGAGAUUUCUGCAAGACAAGCAGUUGGAACCUGCCAUUCGACAUGUUGAGAAGAAAUUCCCUGCUAUCAAUGCGAAAUCAAACGGGGGUGUUUACGGCUAUUUGGCCCAAAUUCGUGGGGAUGUGCAGAAGCAGUUAUCCAUUUAUUACGAAACUUUCGUGGACAUCUUGGAUUUUAAGGAUCAUGUCAGCGAAUUACUUACAACGAUGGAUGCCUGCCAAAUUACUCUCGAUAUAACAGCGAAUUAUGACGUUACGGUGCGGUAUCUGGAACUUGUGACCAAAUAUGUGUGCCUGAUGAUCAUUCUUUCGCGAGUGGAUGACCGGAAAGCUAUGUUGGGACUGUACACAGCGGUGAACGAAUUAGCUAAUGGAGUGAGUGAGCCCAGCUUCCCGCGACUUGGCCAGAUGAUUCUGGACUACGAGAGUCCUCUGAAGAAGCUUUGUGAGGAUUUUGUUCCACAUAAUCGAAUACUUUCCUCGGCGCUGCUGUCCCUUCAGAAGAUCUACUCGCGACGCAAUUUGACUGCUGAUCAAUGGCGAUCUGCACAGUUGUUGAAUUUAACCAGUUUCCCACUAACUUUAUCAACCCCUGCCCAUACUGAAACGACUGCUUGUGAAUAUCUCAGCCUGGAAACCAUGGAACGGUGGAUACUUAUUGGGUUUACGUUAUGUCACACUUCUUUGAACCAACCCGUCGCAAUGGAACUAUGGUCGUUGGCGCUGCAUACCAGCUGGAUCAUGACGCUGUUCCGGGACGAAGCCAUCCAGGUGCAUUACUAUCUGAUAAGCUUUUUUGAAUCCAUAAAAGGUUUGAACAAGCGAGUGAAUGAAUUAAGGGACAGCUAUGCCGCCGUCGUGCAGAACUCGAUUGUCUUCCAUAAAGACCGUCGAUUAUUUCUGAGAAUAGCCUUGAAAGAGCUGAAUUUGCUGUUUAGUGACCAACCUGGACUUUUGGGCCCUAAGGCGUUAUUAGCGCUGAUUGCUCUUUCUUUGGCGCGGGAUGAAAUAUCCUGGCUGAUUCGGCAUUCUGUCCAUUUUGACCCGGGUCAACCAUCCAAGGAUAAACGAAAUCGCGGUUACGAUGAAAUUAUCGACAGGCAUCUGCCAGAAUUGCUGUUUCUUACAGAGCAAUUGAGAGAGCUAAUUCGUCGGCACGGAAAGAUUAUUCAGACUUAUCAUAUUCAGUACUUGGGCAGUUUUGAUUCGGGCAUGUUGAAUGCUCUGAUGCAGAACAUUUCCACUUUACCAGAAGACGAAAACGUGAUUUUAUCUUCGUUAUGUCAUUCCUUGAGUGAGCUUAGCCGGCGGAAAAACAACAGCGACAUAAAUUGCGAUACUGCGGAUCUGAGAGAUGUUCGCUUGGAUUGGUUUCGGGUGCAGGCGUCUGCUAGUUCUACUGCUAGGAAUAAUUUUGUCCUGCAUGAGCACAAAGAUCUGGUGUCUCACUUGAAUACAGUGGCAUAUCAUUCCCGCCUGGUCGAUGACCUGGAUAAUCUUCUGGAGGAAGUGUCCGAUUUGUCCAUCUGCUGUUUUUAUCAAAGCUUUUUCCAAGAGCAGUUCUCUUUAUGCCUGGAGUUUCCAUCGCAAACGCGAUUCAUUAUAGCUUUUCCGUUGAUUUGUGGGCAUUUCAUGGCGGCUACCCAUGAACUGUGCCCGGAAGAGCGGUCGUGUCUAGGUAAUAUUGCCAUCGGAAUGACCAAUUUCUUUUUGGAAGAAAUGGGUAAAGAGGCCAAGGGGAUAAUUUUCGAUAUUUGUGAUGCGCAAAACGUCUUGGCUGAUCAGCUAUCUCCCAAAUAUGCAGCGUACGUCUUAGUUAAUCAGGCUGCUCAAGAGCGAAAAGGGAAAAAAUCAAAAGCUGCUCCUGUGCACCACACGCUUCCGUUUCCGGGUCAUGAAAGUUACAGGCGCAGCCGAGAAGAUUUGACUACUUACGACAAAUGUCAUAUGGCACUCACGGAAUUGUGCUAUUCCAUCAAUUAUAGCAGCAGCGUGGUUGUUUGGGAACAUAUCUUUUGUCCAAAAGAAUAUCUGGUGCAACAGAUUGAGUCUUCAUUGGGAAAGGUCUUUGUCGAUUUAAUCAAUUAUAACCCAGAAACCCAUGGGAUAGCGCGUCCUUCGGAAUUACUUGUCUGGAUUCAGACAUACAUGAAUACCCUGCAGACACUGGAGAAUUAUGUUCAGGUCGACAUGUCCCGCGUGUUCAAUACUGUCAUGCUGCAGCAAACUCAGCCAACCGACACUUAUGGACAAAAAACGAUAACGCAGAUUUAUACAACAUGGUACCUCGAGACGAUGUUGCGUCGUGUGUCUAAUGGACACAUUGUAUUUUCGCCUCUUCAAAAAGCUUUCGUGGCCAUUAAUCACGAAGGUGGAGGAUUAGUGCGACCCGAAGAUUACGUCAACCUCGUUGAGUUGAGGGCGUUGGCAGAACUGAUUGGACCGUAUGGGAUGAAAUAUUUUUAUGAAACUCUGACGUGGAAUGUGGCCACGCAGAUUGGAGAACUGAAAAAACUGGUGCUGCAGAAUAGUGCCGUUCUUUUGGACUUGCGUACAAGCUUUGAUAAGCCGGAAAAUAUGAAGGAAUUAUCCAAGCGAUUGCAAAAAGCAAAGGCAGAUCAUGACGCCGAUAAUUUGCUCCAUCGGAUGAUCCUGAUUGGGAUGAUCUUACACUUCCGGUCUUUAUGUCAGGAACCGCUUAUUGAAGCAGUGAAAAAACACGUGCCAUAUUUGUAUUCGUCGGUGGAAGACUUUAUGAGCUCAACGCAUACGGGCGAUGCGAUGAUGUUGGUUAAUGAAAUGUUGAUUUCUGUCGGCCUGGAACCAAACAUUGAUGCGGUGCUGAUUAACGCUAUUAGAGCACAAAAGAACGAAAAGAAAGAAAAUGUUUCGGAAGAAGAUCACCAGUUUACUUGUCUGUUGAUGGUGUUCUUGGCCGUUUCUCUGCCGCGGUUGGCUCGUUUGGACGAAGCGGUUUUCAACGUCGCCCUAGAAGCCCAUAUGAACAACAUGCACUGCCUCGGCAAAGCGGUUAAUGUGGUGUUGGGGGCCAUGUUUUACUUGUGCGAUCGCGGUGACACCGUUGAUCGUAUGAGGGAAUUCUUAGCAUUGGCAUCAUCCAGUUUGCUGAGACUGGCUACUGAGUCCGACAAAGAGGCCAUAAAAAACCGUGACUCCACUUAUUUAUUGUUGGAAUAUAUUGUUAAAGAGUCGCCGUUCCUGACACAGGAUCUCUUCGAAGCUUGUUUUCCCCAGGCACUGUACCGGACAGCUUACCAAGCUGUACAUCGCACCGAUCGACACCUGAAUUCUUUUGCAUAAGACUGUGGGACUAAGGAUGUUCCAUUGAACUCAGAGGUGCUUGCUUGUUGGAUCUGUACAGAGUGCUCGUACUGGUGUCGUUUACGUCAGUUUUCCCAGUGUUGUCUUAGUUUCUUUUUACUGUUGACUUUUUUUACUGUUAACUGACAUUUUUACAUGUUUUUUUUAUUUUUUAUUAUUUUAUACAGUUUUAUGUUUUUCGGAAUGUCAUUCACACAUCAAAUCAGAGUAACAUCUGGUUAACAAUACUAUGAUUCAGAACCAUUCAGAUCCGUAAUGCCAAGGUGAGGG